Messenger RNA from Penicillium chermesinum, 756 nucleotides. RefSeq lists its product as uncharacterized. Bases 1 to 756 code for a protein of 251 amino acids. Lineage: Eukaryota; Fungi; Ascomycota; Eurotiomycetes; Eurotiales; Aspergillaceae. The record is from RefSeq and is a predicted model, not a curated record. The transcript is spliced from 4 exons.
AUGUCUCCCGGAGCAUAUAAAGAAAGAUGUUCGAAAUCAUAUCAGCUUCAACAUAAUGUAGAACCGAAAAACAAACCUGCUAAAGCACUAGAUAACCAUCGAUCCCGAAUUUCUCAAAGCCCUAAGAACUGGUUCCAAGAGAACCCAAUUCUUGCUUUUAAUUUUGUAUUUUGGGUCAUAGCCCACAGCAUAGCUGAUGGUGUUUUCAAGGGCCUCAGCACAGUAUCAGAAGCGACACAUUCCCAGGCUCUCAAUCAUCAAAACCACAAUACAUACCUGAAGUACCAAUCUACACUCAAAUCACUGGACAUUCAGGCCAUUGUGUUUGGCUUAGAGCUGGACUACAAAUGCUACAACAUGGAGCAAAGCAUGUCUCACCAUCGCGAUCCCAAUACCCUGUUGAAACUAGACAUGACUUCUCUCACCACUUUCAAACAGACCGAUGAAGUCAUAGCGAUAAAUAAGAGGAUUGCCUUCCUAACCUCUACAAUCUCUCGAAACCCUAGUGCUCAUCCCAAUCUUGUUGCUAAGCGUAACAAGCUCUAUAGUAGAAAAGCCAAAUACUUACUUGCCUGGAAAAUAAAACACAGACAAGAUUGGUGGGAUUCUGUCUAUAAUAAAUAUAUUUCUGGGAACAAGUUUGCCGAGUAUGAUAAGACUCCCUUAUUUAACAUCUUCAAAAAAUAUAUACCAGAACAUGCACGACUAGAUGAAUUCCUUUUCACAGAGACAACUUUAGAAAGUGACAUUGGCUAA